Messenger RNA from Entrophospora candida, 324 nucleotides. Lineage: Eukaryota; Fungi; Glomeromycota; Glomeromycetes; Entrophosporales; Entrophosporaceae. The record is from the annotation of a GenBank genome assembly.
AUGGGACAUAGUAGGAAACAAAAAUUACAUAAAAUUGUACAGCACGUUUUGCUUCAGAUUAUUAUUCAAAGUGAACCAGAAAAAAUUCAAAGUACACCAAACAGUCCUAUCCAGAUAAACCAAGAUCAGAAUAUACAGAUAUUCUUAAUGAAGAGGAAGACAUUUCAAGUUAUAAAAGAAGAAUUUAAUUCAGGAGAUGAGAUAACCAGUCACUAUAAUAGAAAUCAUCGAAUAAUUAAUGAUAUGGAAAGAGAAGAUAGAAGUGUACAAAAGAAAAUUCAAUCAAAUGUCUAUGAUCAUUCAAAAUAUCCAAAGAAAGAUUAA